ACGACAACAACAACCACGACGAUGAAGCUCGAUUGCGCAAAAUCCCUCGUAUUUGUCCUAACCUUACUCGCCAUAAUCCACAUGUCUCAUUCCGGUGACCCGGACAUCCUCACCGAUUUUAUAGUCCCACCGAACUCCCCGCAUGUCGACGGAAACUUCUUCACCUUCACCGGCAUGCGCGCCCUCGUCUCCGCCCCGCUCCCGCCCAACUUUAAGGUUGUCAAGGCUAGCCUAGAACAAUUCCCGGCCCUAGAUGGGCAAAGCGUGUCGUACGCGGUCCUAUUAUACCCGGGGGGCACGGUGAACCCGGUGCACACGCACCCGCGGGCCGCGGAAUUGCUCUUCGUGGCCCGGGGGUCGCUAGAGGUCGGAUUUGUCGACUCAAAGAACAAGUUGUACAUUCAGACAUUACAACAGGGAGACGUUUUUGUUUUUCCUAAGGGGUUGGUGCACUUUCAGUACAAUGCUAACGCUAAAGUUCCGGCGCUCGCCAUUUCGGCGUUCGGGAGCGCCAAUCCCGGCACGGUUUCGUUGCCGAGUGGGUUGUUCAAUUCUUCUAUUGACGACACCGUUUUGGCCCUGUCGUUUAAAACCGAUGUCCGGACUAUCCAGAAGCUCAAAGCUGGACUCAGGUGUUAG
This is a messenger RNA of Andrographis paniculata, 639 nucleotides long. RefSeq names its product germin-like protein 9-3. The transcript has 2 exons. The coding region runs from base 22 to 639 and encodes 205 amino acids. Gene Ontology annotation, cellular component: cell wall. NCBI's taxonomy places the organism in Eukaryota, Viridiplantae, Streptophyta, Magnoliopsida, Lamiales, Acanthaceae. Gene Ontology annotation, molecular function: manganese ion binding. The record is from RefSeq and is a predicted model, not a curated record.